CGGCGGUUCGGGCCUAGCCUAGCCUCUCGCAGGGCACCCUGUUCUCCAAGAUGCACUCAGGGCGCUCAGCGUAUGUUUGUUGCUAGAUUCUAGUGCGAUCUUUGAAAUAUGUGACUUAUUUUCUUUUUAAAGUUUAGUCAUCCUUUUGAGAAAAUAUUGAGAAAAUGUGAAUAACUUUAUUUGUACUGGUGGGCAAAUUAUUCAAGAUGCAGGAACUCGUUCAAGAGGGUCUGUCAAAUCUAUGCCGUCUCUGUGGCGAAGACGAUAGAGAAUGUUUUGAUUUGUUCGAUGACGAGCGCCAGGAAGAAGAGCUUCUCUUCAAAAUCGAACAAUCCGUCAGAAUAGCAAUAACUCAAGGCGAUGGUUUGCCAACUGGAAUUUGCACUCUGUGUCACGAUAAACUUACAGGGUACGCCACAUUUUACCAACAAUGUCAUGAUACGCAAGAUAGACUACAAGAAUUUCUCUCAAUAGAAUGUGCUAUGCAAAAGUCAAUUCAGGGUAAUCAAGAUGAGGAGGCUACUAAUGAUGAUGAUUAUGAUCAUGACGAUGAACACAAUUAUGAAGCCGAAACAGAGGAAGUUUACUACUAUGAAGAAGAAGGACCAGAUAAUGGCGUGGAAGAUAUGGAAGUAGUUGAAGCAGUAGAAGCGGGAGCAGUGGAAGAAGCAGAUGAAAGCUAUAUGAUAACUGAAAUUGAUCAAGACAACACCGAAGAAAGGUCUGUUGCAUCAAACUGCAAUGACAAAGAAGAGAGGAGUGUGAUAGCGAAGGACCCUGAACCAUUGCAUCCGUCACUUCCGCAGUUACAUCUUUAUGAGUCCGUAGACAAUGAAGAUCAAACCGCCCUCGAAAAUUCGUUAGGCAUUUCCAUCUUUGGUGAUUCUGAAAAGAACAGCCCAACAUUCAGGAAAGAGAUGGAUGUUCUACUUUGUGGUGAAACUGAUAGUCAACCAACAGUGUCCCAAUUGUCAUGUUGUUCAGAGCCCCAGCCUCUUACAUCUCCAAAUUUUAAUUUACAAGGAGAAGAAUUCUCGCUGGAUCAAGGUGGCAGCAUUCAUAUGAAUGGGUUUCCCCUGCCAGAAGAUCAGCAGUUACCCCUCCUUAAAAGUAUUGCUGAGAAGGAAACCAUUAAGGAAUCAGCAGCACUUACAUCCACUUCCAUUGAAACUAGGCCUGGUUCUGAUAAUCUUGUGGUUGGUGACGUAGGGCCAGUUAUCACUCAACUGCAAACUCCAGUUAAGGAUGUUUCAGUAGAUCCACAGUUUGAAAAAUUAAUGAACUCACAACUAUUUUCUUCCCAGUUUGAGAACCCAGCCUCUAAAGAAGCGUAUGUUUCUCUCACAGAAAAUCCAUCUGCUAUUGAAUCUUAUGUUCCCCACCUUCAAAAACCCCUUUUAAGCCAAUCUUGUACUCCCAGUAUAAAUGUUGGUAAUCAAGGUAUUGGAUCUAUAUGUUGUGAUCCUAGUAUUCGAUGCAAUUCUGUACCUGAAGUGGAAAACAAGGAUUUGAAUGAUUCAGCCACAAUUUUGUCUGUAAAUGCUAGCAUUGUUGGGGCAGUUGGUGAAAUCAAAUUUCAACGUAACAUGGGUGGAGUAAAAAUAGUAUUCCCUCCAACUACUGCUGAGAAAAAUAUCAGUUUUGAUGACCUAAUCAAUCUCUUCUCUCACAAUGAAGUUCGUCAAGCAUUUUGUGCAGAAAGUAAGGAGGAAGAUAUAAUUCAACAAUUGGUGCAACAGGGGUUGGGCAGUGAAGGGGUAACUCCCAGUGGAAGAGCCUCCUCUUUGUCCCAAACCAGUUCCCUUGAUUUACCAAAUAGUCUCUUGAGUCCAAUGUCAUCUGUUUGUGAUUCAUGGAGCUGGGAAAUAUCACAGUUACUCAAUGGGGAUGAAAAUAGCAAUGAUGGUGGUGGCAACAGAAGUGAAUUAAAUACCCCAGUUGUAAAUUUGCCCACACGGCGGGUGGACCCUUGUAAUUUUGAAACACCAAUGCAAUUUGUGUCCCUUCCAAGUACUGUACCUGUGGUUAAAAAUUCAUCUGGUCAUGUCUCUGAUAGCUUUGAUAGCACAAGGAAUAUUUCAACUAGUGAACAAAUGAACGUGAAAUUCACUGGAAACUUUGAAUCUCCUAUCUGUAGUAUUCCUAUCAGUAGCUCACUGUCUUUACCAGGAUCAGGACACUUUGGUAUUGCAUCUGAAAGUGAUCAAAUGAAUGGAGGUGGCAGGUUUUCCAUUCCUACCCACUUGAAUGAAGUGAAAUUGUCGUCAUCGGAGUGUGUCAAUAUGAACAUGCCCCAACGUGUUUUCACUCCACUCCAAGUUCAAAUUCCUGAGGAACUUGAUUCAGCCGUGAGAAUGUCAAGGACUUUAAAUUCAUGUAAUACUUACUUUGAAGAGUUAAGUCUAGGAAUAUCUCCAGUACUUGAUCUAGACCCUAAUGUUGCAACUGUACGUGUGUCAUGCCCACCUACUGAAAACUCUCAGCACUCUCUGUUCAAAAGAGAACUUGGUAUUAUUACCCCCAUUCAAACCGUUGAGCAUGCACAGAGGUCAGACAAAGCUUCUGCCUUGGUUAAUAGCUCUGAUUCAGGCUCUAAAGAUGUUGACUGUGACAUAAAAGAAGUAUCUGUUGAUAUUAUAAUUGAUGAUGGGAAAACAAACUGGCUGAAGCUUCUUCCUGACCCCACAGAUGAGUUCAUCAAGAAAGUUUCACACAAGUGUUUUAAAUGCCAUAUCUGUUCCAAAAGCUUCAGAUUUAAGUUUCAGGUACAGAGGCACAUAAAAACCAACCAUUCUACUGAAAAACCUUACAUCUGUGCUGUAUGUGGAGCAACCUUUAGUAUUAAGUAUUACCUCACAAGGCACAUGAAAGUUCACGAUUCAAACAACAAAUUUAAAUGUAAAGACUGCAAUCGUGAAUUUACGAGACGAUAUCAAUUGUUAGAACAUGAGCAGUCUCAUAAGGGGCUCCCUCGUCUUAAAUGUGAUCUUUGUGAAAAAAUGUUUAGUAGUAAAAGUGCAUUUAAUGUUCAUAGAUCCAUAUGUCCAUUAAGUAUGCAGUCUUAUAUCUGUGAUAUUUGUGGUAAAACCUACGCCGGGCUUACUGCUCUUAACCACCAUCGCAUGCGGCAUGAGCCUUUUAAAAAAUUCAAAUGUACUAUGUGUGAAUCUUCAUUCCAUACUCACUGGCAACUUGUUAAGCAUACAAAGAGACAUGCAUCUCAGGGUCUGUAUCUUUGUAGAUACUGCUCUUUAGCAUUUAAUACUACAACCAAUUUGAAAAAGCAUACUGCAAAGUGUCCAGCACUAACUGUGAAUAAAGUUGCUAAAGAUCUCUCUACCAAAACUGAUUGAAUGAAAUGAACUUUGCUGCAUACUUUGACCAGUGUUACAAACUAAUGAACUUUCUUUUAAGACAUUGCUUUCUUUAUCUGCAUAUUUUGACCAGUGUUACAAACUAAUGAACUUUCUUUUAAGACAUUGCUGUAUUUGUUAUCUCAUUGCUGGUUGUACCAAAAAAGAAAUUCAAGUGACUGUUACCAUUUUUGUUACAAAAUAAAACUGACUUUCUUUGAGAAUCAA
Messenger RNA from Thrips palmi, 3581 nucleotides. RefSeq lists its product as uncharacterized. Gene Ontology annotation, molecular function: zinc ion binding; RNA polymerase II cis-regulatory region sequence-specific DNA binding; DNA-binding transcription factor activity, RNA polymerase II-specific. The record is from RefSeq and is a predicted model, not a curated record. NCBI's taxonomy places the organism in Eukaryota, Metazoa, Arthropoda, Insecta, Thysanoptera, Thripidae. The transcript has 4 exons. Gene Ontology annotation, biological process: regulation of transcription by RNA polymerase II. Bases 207 to 3353 code for a protein of 1048 amino acids. Gene Ontology annotation, cellular component: nucleus.